This is a messenger RNA of Pochonia chlamydosporia 170, 519 nucleotides long. RefSeq lists its product as hypothetical. The record is from RefSeq and is a predicted model, not a curated record. The transcript is spliced from 2 exons. Bases 1 to 519 code for a protein of 172 amino acids. Lineage: Eukaryota; Fungi; Ascomycota; Sordariomycetes; Hypocreales; Clavicipitaceae.
AUGGAGAAUCGGCCAUAUACAGGAAAAGGCCAAGUUGUCCAAACUCUUCGCCCCGUCAUGGAGCCUUCACCAACGCCGCCGUCUCCGCCGAGCAACAGACGGGGCCGGCCGAGAGUGGAGACGAGAUCAAAGGCAGAAGAGCAUCGAAGAAACCAACUCCGUGAAGCUCAAAAGCGAUACCAAACGAAACGAGACAUCAAGCUCGGCUCGCUGGAAAAGGAAAACGCCAAACUCCGGCGCAAGCUGCGCGUCUUGUCGAUGCUGCUGAGGGAGUUUGCGAGCCAAGUGUCACAGCUGGACGAGUACAGAGGGAUACCUCAGCUGGAGUUCCUGCUGAGCGGUGCAAAGAGCCAGGUUCGUCAGGUUGUGGCCCUGGAUGAGCAGCCUGAAGCCGACAAGUCUGUUGUUGAGAUUUUGAGUUGUCGCUCGGCACCGACUCCGCCUGUUGGUACGGCUCGUCCGGCGCCUUUUGAUGUUCUUCAGGCGUGGGGGCUGCAGGAGAUACACUAUGAUUGUUAG